AUGAGCUUCUCAUUCGGCCAGCAGAACAGCGGCAGUGGCAGCAGCAGCACGCCUGGAAAGUCUCUGUUUGGCGCUACACCCUCAACUGGCGGCGCAACACCAUCUCUCUUCGGCACCGCCAGCAGCACCAACAACACGUCCAGCGCACCCAGCAGUGGCGGUCUCUUCGGCGGCGCCACUAGCAACACAGCCGGAUCGGGUCUCUUCGGUGGUGGUGGCGCUGCAGCAUCAAGCACACCCGCAGGAAAACCUGGUGGUCUUUUUGGCGGAGGUCAAGCUGGCGCGUCGUCAACACCGUCGGCUUUUGGUAGCGGAGGCUUUGGAGGACUUGGAAAGAAGGAGGGCGAUGCGUCCAAGCCAGCCGGAGGAUUGUUUGGCGGGGGUGGAGCUUCCUCUGGUGGUGCUGCCUCCUCUUCUACUCCCUCGUUUGGAUUCGGUACAGCUGCUAGCUCAGCACCAUCAGCCACACCUGCAACAAACAAGACAUCUCUUUUCCCCUCCACUACCCCAGCCGGCGCUCCUCCAGGUGGUAGCCUGUUCAGUCAGCCUGCCCAAUCUAGCGGUGGAGCCCAAUCUGGCUCUUCUUUGUUCGGCCAGCAGAGUAGCCAAACUACUGGAGCCGGAUCGUCUUUGUUCGGUGGCGCAAAGCCUGCCACAACCUCUUCUUCCACCCCUAGCCUGUUCAGCUUAGGAGGAAACACAGCAGCCUCCAACGACGCAAACAAGAGCGCUACCCCUGCUGCUGCGCCCACAUCCAACCUGUUUGGAGGAGGAAAUCAAACAUCGACGUCUGGUGGACAAGAUGCGAAGACGCCCAAACCUGCGGGUAGCCUUUUCAGUCUUGGAAGCACGACACCUGCUGCCGCGCCAGCAAAACCGUCAGGAUUCACCCUUGGCGCUACAUCAUCCGCACAACCCGCUUCCUCGCAGCCUGCAUCCAGCAGCACACCAACCUUGAGCCUAGGUGGAAACACCAGUAGCACAGCAGCUUCUGCGGGUACAGCAACCAGCCUAUUCUCAACUGCGGGAACUUCAACGCCAGCUUCGACCGGAAGUGGCUUCGGUUUCGGCAAACCUGCUGCCGCUACUAGCACACCGGCAACUACUGGUGCAGCUAUUACCGCCACAACCACAGCGCCCGCCUCAACCGCGUCAUCUGGAACAUCGCUGUUCCCGAGCUUGGGCGGCGGAAGUUCUGCCGCACCCGCAACUUCUGGGGCUGCAACCACCUCAACCACCACCCCAAGCCUUUUCAGUAAGCCCUCCGGAAGUGAGGCGCCUGUAUCGAAGCCCAACGCCGAAUCACAGCCGGCAUCUACUUUGGGUGCUACUAGUGGGACUGCGGGCGGCAAUGCGGCCCAGAGUGGGCUUGCAGCCUCAACCGCGGGACCCGCGCCAUCGGCGCAAUCACGGUUGAAGAAUAAGUCCAUGGACGAAAUCAUCACGCGUUGGGCAGCAGACCUAUCAAAAUACCAGAAGGAGUUCCAGGCUCAAGCUGAGCAGGUGGCCUCAUGGGACAGAGCAUUGGUCGAGAACUCUGAUAAGGUUCGACAACUGUACUCGAAGACCUUUCAGGCAGAGCGUGAUGCUGCCGAGGUUGAGAGGCAGCUGACGAUGAUGGAAGAGAACCAGCAAGAACUGGACUCUUACCUCGACCGCUAUGAGAAGGAAAUUGACAAUCUCAUGAAGAUGCAUGGUGUCAGCGGCAAGAACGAGAGCCUGCGAGGCCCAGACCAGGAGCGUGAGAGAACUUACAAGCUUGCAGAAAAACUCCAAGACCGCCUCAACGAAUUAAACAAAGAUCUCACAGAAAUGAUUGAGGAAAUAAACAGCACUUCCCAGACGCUCAGCAAGACUGGCAAGCCAGACGACCCCCUUACAAAGGUCGUCCGCGUCCUCAACACGCAGCUUUCACAGCUCCAGCUUAUUGACUCUGGUGCCUCGCAGCUCCAAGAGAAGAUCGCAAAAGCCCAGCGUGAGACGCAGCGUGUGGGUGCUAAUGGCUGGAAUGGACUGGGCUCUGACCCUUCUGCUGAUUUCAUGAAUAGCAUGCGUGGAGGUAGGUCGACGCAGCGGUUCGGCGGUGUGUCGUAG
Bipolaris zeicola 26-R-13 is the source of this 2094-nucleotide messenger RNA. RefSeq lists its product as uncharacterized. The record is from RefSeq and is a predicted model, not a curated record. The transcript has 3 exons. Gene Ontology annotation, biological process: RNA export from nucleus; protein import into nucleus. NCBI's taxonomy places the organism in Eukaryota, Fungi, Ascomycota, Dothideomycetes, Pleosporales, Pleosporaceae. Gene Ontology annotation, molecular function: structural constituent of nuclear pore; phospholipid binding. Gene Ontology annotation, cellular component: nuclear pore; nuclear pore central transport channel. The coding region runs from base 1 to 2094 and encodes 697 amino acids.